GUUUUCUUUCCCCCUCUGUGGUCGUCGUCAGCUGAGUGCUGAGCCCCUCUACCCUUUGCAUGCCAUGAAUCUGAUUCUCGUUGAUCUCUCUCUUGUCCAAGACGGGAUGGUGGUUCUCAGCGGCAGACAAGGCAAGCACUGCCGGGAAAUCCUCAAAGUCAAGGUCAGCAACCACAUGCACACGCGCACACAGACACACACUCACACAUCUGAUCUCUAUUCCUUCCCAUCAGUGCACUCAAUUCACUCAUUGCAGGUGGGUUCGGUCAUUCGUCUGGGCGUCAAGAACGGCGCCAAGGGCGAAGGAGAGGUCACUGCGAUGGACUCUGGCAGCGUCACGGUCAAGCUGCUGUUCGACUGCCAUUCGCCGUGCAAGGAGCCGAUGCCGCUCAUCGACCUUAUUGUGGGGCUGCCGCGGCCGAAAGUGUUCGAGAAAGUGCUUCAGACGGCCGCAACUAUGGGGGUGGGAAGACUGAUAUUCGUGUGCUCGACGCGUGCGGACAAGGCGUACCUGUCUUCACCCAAGGUCAAGGCUGACAGCAUUUGGGAGGACCUGCAGAUAGGUCUCGAGCAGUGCAUGUCUACGCGCUUCCCCGAUGUGCACGUCUACGCGUCAUGGGCCAUGCUGCUGCACGACCUGCCAGUUCGAUUCUGCCACCCGUCUGAUAGCAGCCGGUCUGCAACCCGGCUGCUGGUGGCCGACCCGUCCGCUGAGUCGACUCUCUCUGCUGCGCCUAUAGAGCUGCAGCGGCACUCGGAAGGAGGCGUGUUGCUGGCAGUGGGGCCGGAGGGCGGGUGGAUUCCAGAGGAGCUGGAGGGGCUCUAUCGGCUGGGCUUUCAUGGGUUCACGAUAGGGGAGAGGAUCCUGCGAGUGGAGGCCGCCUGUGUGGCCCUCAUGGCACAGGUAGGUAAAUACGCCGUCCCCCGCCCAACAAUGACAGAUAGAUGGUGCGGUUCUUUCAUGUGUCAAUCAGAUCGGUAUGCUGCUGAAUGAUCCUGUGCUGCGGAAUGGUCUCCCGCCCGCCACAAGGGGGAAGGGCGGCGCGUCACCGGCAAUGGCUGCUGCAGGGGCUGAGUCAGUCGUGCGGCUGCCGAUCAAGGGGGCCAAACAAGCAAAGGAGGCCGACGCGAGAGAGGGAGAGGGCGAGGGGAUGGGAGAUGCAAGGGAGGCGGAUGACGGUUGUGUACAGGAUGACUCUCCUGAGUGACUGACAGAGGGUGCUGGAUGGGAUGGAUGGGGGCUCCUGCUGCAUGUGAGGUGAGAAGACGAGACAGACAGAGAAGGUUGGUUGACCAGGUAUCUCAUUCACUCAUUCAUGGACACACACACACGUCCAUCCAGGCAUCAGGCAUCAUGCAAUCAAUCGUUCGGCUGUACGAACACAUAAUCGUAGUCGGUCUGCCUGGCUGCCCGCCGGUCACACACACACACACACACACAGACAUGAAGGAAGGCAAUCGAGGAGGGCCAGGCAAGGGAAGAGGCAAGAAGGCAGCUAGCCAUAGGCUUGCAACUGUGCGUUGCGUUUGAUCCAUGAAUCCACCAGUCACGCAAUGCAAUCACGGAGCUAUAUGUGCUGCGCUGCAAUUCUCUCUUUGUGCCUUCUCUUGUUAGUCGAUUCUUAACCACCACACCGCAAGAAGGAAGAGAAGAACAAGGGAAUGAAUGGAUCAAGGGAAGGAAGCAAAGAUCGGUGGAUGGAUGGAUGGUAUGUGGCCGUCCGUACAUCUGUACGCACCACGUCAUGAUGCA
Messenger RNA from Vitrella brassicaformis, 1753 nucleotides. Lineage: Eukaryota; Vitrellaceae. The record is from the annotation of a GenBank genome assembly.